CUGCCAAUAGCGUUUUCGAGUGGCAUUAUAUGUGGGCUGCCGGGACUGUUUUUCAGGGCGGACGAUAUCAUGGCCGAAUCGUUUUGCCCAGCAAAUACCCGUUCGGACCGCGGGUCGUUAUGCUUCUGACCUCAAACGGUCGUUUUGAAGUGAACGAGAAUAUAUAUUUGUCAAUUUCAAGUUAUCAUCCUGGGCGGUGGCAGCCCGCGUUGGGUAUCCGCACUGAUGGAAGCUCUCAGAAGCUUCAUGCCGACCCCUGGAGAAGGAGCCAUCGGGGCGUUGGAUUGGCCUGGGGAGACUCGUCGGCAGUUGGCGAUGGGAAGUCGAUCAU
Perkinsus marinus ATCC 50983 is the source of this 331-nucleotide messenger RNA. RefSeq names its product non-canonical ubiquitin conjugating enzyme, putative. The annotation marks the transcript as partial. The transcript is spliced from 3 exons. The record is from RefSeq and is a predicted model, not a curated record. Lineage: Eukaryota; Perkinsozoa; Perkinsida; Perkinsidae.